Messenger RNA from Talaromyces proteolyticus, 1069 nucleotides. RefSeq lists its product as uncharacterized. NCBI's taxonomy places the organism in Eukaryota, Fungi, Ascomycota, Eurotiomycetes, Eurotiales, Trichocomaceae. The record is from RefSeq and is a predicted model, not a curated record. The transcript has 3 exons. Bases 1 to 831 code for a protein of 276 amino acids.
AUGCCUGCCUUGACACUCCACCUCCUCGCUUUCAACGAUCCUACCUUGGACGCAAAAGUCUUCGUCAACCAGCUCAAAGUCUCACCCGGCGUGCACGUCGUAGUAGCUUCUCGUCCCCGCCAUGUCGUAGUCCAACCUACAACCCUCGACACCAAUCCCCUCCUCACCCAACGAUGGGAUCUAAUGCUCCUUCUACAGCCAACCCAGCAACAACAACAGCCAUCCAUCAUCCCGUCCUCCCUCCAAUCCGCCAUCAGCGCCGAGUACCGCAUCCUCGCCGGUAUCCCGUCCAAGCUACUCACCAGCUUCCCCGAGCGCGAUGCGAACCUCAAACACCAAGCCCCGCCGCCAUUAACAGGCUCUCUAGACGAGAUCCGUCGCAGCAGCAAAGAAUCCUCGCAGAACCUCGAAGUGUCUCCCGAGCUCCUCGCUUUCAUGGACAAACUGACCGUCGAACAUAACAAACCCGUGACGAUGCUGAAUCUACUUCAUUUCCAUCACCCCGACGGCAAAAAGAACUACUUCCAAUACGGCCAGGCAUUCAUCCCCGUUGCCGGCAAACGCGGCGGAAACGCCAAACUCGUCGGCAACGUCGUCAAGCCGCCGUCCGCUGCGCAGAACGAUUCUCGUGCGCGCUAUGAUCAGCCUGAGCAGGAGUGGUGGAAUGAGAUCUCCAUUGUGCAUUACCCGUCUAUCCGCCACUUUUGCGAUAUGCUGGCGGGAGCGGAUUACCAGCAGAUCAAUGAGAAGCAUCGGCUCAAGGCACUGAGGGAUACGUUUUUGCUGUGUACGACGGAGUUUGAUGUUGAAGAGGGGCGUCCGAAGCUGUGAUUGUAGCUUGUAGCUUGUGGUUAGUGUUAGUUGGUUAAUAUUAAUGUCAAUUGAUACAGUUUGAGAAUAGUUGAUGUAGUUUAAGAACAGGCAAUGGACGGUAGCGUGAGCAAUGAAUGUUGCCGAAAGGAGGAGCGGAAUGUGGUGGACUGGUCGACCCGCCGCAGCACGUCAGGCACGGAAGGCACGUACGUCCAAGCUGGACGCGACUACCGCGCCGAGACUAGAUUGAUUGAUC